This is a messenger RNA of Hippocampus comes (tiger tail seahorse), 645 nucleotides long. It is a transcript of the gene higd2a, whose product is annotated as HIG1 hypoxia inducible domain family, member 2A. The transcript is spliced from 2 exons. The record is from RefSeq and is a predicted model, not a curated record. NCBI's taxonomy places the organism in Eukaryota, Metazoa, Chordata, Actinopteri, Syngnathiformes, Syngnathidae. The coding region runs from base 36 to 395 and encodes 119 amino acids. Gene Ontology annotation, cellular component: mitochondrion. Gene Ontology annotation, biological process: mitochondrial respirasome assembly.
UUAAUGUCUGAGCUUCCGCUGUCGCGAUAGCAAACAUGGCGGCGUCCGCAAAUCCAGCUGUCGUCGACCAAACACCGACGACAGCCCCCUCGGGAAGACAAAGCAUCCCGUUUGACCCGUCAAAGCCUCCGGUCAUCGAGGGCUUCAGCCCUUUACGGGUGGUCAAAGAUGAAACAUUGAAAGAAAAGUUCUUGCGCAAAACCAAGGACAACCCGUUCGUCCCAAUAGGUUGCUUGGGGACGGCGGGAGCGUUGAUGUAUGGCCUCCGAGCGUUCCACCAGGGCAAAACCAGGCAGUCACAAUUGUUGAUGCGGGGCCGCAUCUUCGCCCAAGGCUUCACCGUCGCCGCACUCAUCGUUGGCGUCGUUGCCGCCGCACUCAAACCCAAACAGUGAGCAAGAGGCGGCACUGCAACUGUACAUUCUUCCAUUCACAGAUUCACUCACAGACUGUUUUAAGGAAUGGAAUACUGUAGUGCAAAUAUACACCGUAUAGACAUUAUCCAUAUACCAAUGAGUAGGACAGCCUUAUUUAUUGUUGGGAAAGAGAUUUUGGUCAUUUCAAAUGUGGCUUACCCAAGAGAUACUGUGCUGUAUUUUCUCUGCUUUGAUGUAAUUAUUUUAUUAAAAUGAUACCCCCACGUAA